This is a messenger RNA of Aplysia californica (California sea hare), 1078 nucleotides long. Its product is annotated as laminin subunit alpha. NCBI's taxonomy places the organism in Eukaryota, Metazoa, Mollusca, Gastropoda, Aplysiida, Aplysiidae. The record is from RefSeq and is a predicted model, not a curated record.
UCGACUGUUGCGGUAGCAAACGAAGCCCCAGAAGGACCUUGCUUUCAGUUUCCUGGCGACUCCUACAUUCACUUCACACCCAACAACUUCAUCAAUGAUGGAAGGUGAAUGUUUACCGGGUGUGGGCAGUCUUAGACCAAACCCAGAGGCGCUUUCAAAACCAAACUGGUAUUGUGGUUGAGAUUGGUGAUCGAGAACUUCGCCACGUGGAUCACCUGGAUCGGGAAGACAUUCGAAUUAUGCCCACCAUCUAUGUAGGAGGCUUCAGGGAACCACUGAGCGACACUGUGGGCUUCUUCGAGGGUCAGAUCAAGGACAUCCGAGAGGCCAGGAACGGCGUAGUGUUAGAGGAGCCGUCACUCAACUACAUGUCGAAAGUGGGACGGACCUGUAUGAUCCCCAAUCCUCAGUAGUCACACAAAAAAAUUCAAAGGGAAUGGUAGACCGUGAGAAUGAUCACAUGCGCAGAACAAGAGACAAGGGAUACCUUGUAAAAAAAAAAGAAGUUCACGCAAUUUCACAGAUUUUUUUAAAACCCGGCGAAAAGGGGGGGGGGGGCGCAAGAGGACAGGGUUGGGGGAUAGAAUGGAGAGAAAAAUCAAGAUUUAAGAGACAAAUGAAGAUUUGGAUAUAUAGAAAAUAAUGAGAGAAGCUGAUUACAACAGUGUUCAAUUCUGUAAAUACGUCAACAUUUGUCUGGAAUGGGUGAGACACUCCGAUGUAAGAACAGCAUCAAAGAAAGAUGCUGUCACAACCUUUUUAUUUUUCUUAUAAAAAAAUGUUACAGCAAAAGCAAGGACUCAGAACUAAUCAGAGCGUCUCAAAGCCUAAAAAUAGUAUAAUCAAUUUUUUUUUUUCAAAAUCGGUUCAUGAAAGUCGGCACUGGCUUUUGAAUUUUAUGUCCCAAAGAAAAAAACGGACGCUCCAGGACCAUCGUCAUGCAUUUGUGUCGUUGUGUUUUUCUCGCCCGAACCGAUCACCUCACUGCAUACAAUAUCUGCUUUUCUUGCCUGUAUACUGUAUAGUUAAACUGUGUUCUGAAUAAAAUCCUGUGUACAAUUACAACCCUGAAUUCUGA